This is a messenger RNA of Lactuca sativa (garden lettuce), 3458 nucleotides long. RefSeq names its product electron carrier/ protein disulfide oxidoreductase. Gene Ontology annotation, biological process: intracellular signal transduction. NCBI's taxonomy places the organism in Eukaryota, Viridiplantae, Streptophyta, Magnoliopsida, Asterales, Asteraceae. The record is from RefSeq and is a predicted model, not a curated record.
ACAAUUAGGGCCUGUCCGUUAUACGAACCUUCUUCAUGUUGUCAUGUUGAUUUUAAUGUUAAAGUGACCCCUCAAACGCUCUUUAACACAAACUUUCUUCAUGUCGCCAUGCUUUCCUAGAUUGGAUUGAUUGCUGUCAUUCUCAGUUUCUCACGUCUUUCUGCCUUCCUUCAUUCUUACUAUCGCACACACCAAAUCAACAAUUGUGUCCAAUAAAUCCGAAAUUGAGAAACGUCGCUGAAAUUCCCGCCAAAUUAGGAGUCGGCGUCCAGGUCGACGUUUGCAAUUGAGGCUGAACAUGGAAAAAUCCGAUCCAAUAGUCGAUUCCCUUAUCGAUCGGACCUAUUACGUUCUCGAUUUGGCGCGCCUUUACUGUCGAUCCGAUUCGCAUACCGACUGCGUUUUGGUACGACUCCGUACCGCUUUUGGGUACAGCGCGUUCAGAACGUAGAUCGUGGGCAUUGAGCGAUUUAGGUAACUAUGGAAGACAAGGAGAAGGAUAAUUCGAUAAAUGAUACAACACUAAAUUCCAUUACCAAAGAGGGGGAGGGGGAGAUAUUGGAUUGCAUUAAAGACACCGAAGAGGAGGAGGAUCGGGAAUACUCUUCUGAAACGGUCAAAGUCGACCAUCAACCUACUGAAAAAUUGGAAACGGAGGCCCAUCAUAUUCAGGAAGAAUCUUCAAAGGAUGUUAGCCAUGUCACUUCUGCAGAGGAUGGUGAAAAGAUAGGUGAUGACUUGAAUAAUCAUGAGGAUAUCAGUAAAAGUUCAUUAUCUGAAAAAACAGAGGACAAUCAAACCGACCCUAAAGAUAACACUUGCAGUAAUAAGGAAGAAGGGCUUGUAGUUGAUGGAACUUGGGAACCUAUAAUGGAAGCCAAUCCCGGAAAGGCUUCAGUUCUCACAAAGUUUGUAAAGUUGAAGAGCUUAUAUGCAGUCUCUAAUGUAUUCCACCGUCUUUCCAGAAAAACUGAUGUGCAGAAUGAUUCUGAUGAAAAUAACAAAAACAUAAAGGAGGUAAAGACAGAUGAAAGAGAAAGCCAAGAGACAACACUGGAGAAGGAUCAGGAUGAGGGAAAGAACAAAAAGGAGGCGAGUCUGAGUCUUGAGUCACCAAAAUCAAUAGCAAUGAAAGGAAGGGUUGUACUAUAUACAAGGUUAUGGUGCGCAGAUUGCAAAGAGGCAAGGCUAUUUCUACGUAAGAGAAGGCUCAGGUAUUUGGAAAUAAAUGUAGAUGUGUACCCAGGUAGAAAAUUGGAGCUAGAAAAGAUGACUGGCUCCUCAGAUGUGCCUAGAGUGUUUUUCAAUCAGUUCCCAAUUGGAGGGUUGAAUGAGUUAAAAGGUUUGGAUGAGUCUGGUAAGCUACAGGAGAAAAUAGAGUAUGUAACUUCCCAAGGGCCAUCGCCAAAAGGUCCUCUACCACCAUUUUCAGGGGAAGAUGACGUGUCAAGUAGGGGUAUUGUAGAUGAAUUAGCAGUUAUAGUCCGGAAGAUGAAGGAAUCAAUUGUUGUUAAGGAUCGUUUUUAUAAAUUUCGGAGGGUGACCAAUUGUUUUCUGGGUUCAGAAGCUGUAGAUUUCUUGUCAGAAGAUCAACUCUUGGAACGAGAAGAGGCUAUUGAAUUCGCCCGGAAGCUUGCUAAGGAGCUUUUCUUCCGGCAUGUUCUUGAAGAAAAUACUUUUGAAGAUGGCAAUCACCUUUACCGAUUUUUGGAUCAAGAUCCUGUAAUAAGUCAGUGUCAAAACAUCCCAAGGGGUAUCAUUCAGUCUAAGAGACAACCUCUUGUAGAAGUUUCACAUAGGUUGAGAUUUUUACUAUAUGCCAUCCUUGAAGCCUAUAUAUCAGAAGAUGGAAGGCAUGUUGCUUAUAGAACUAUCCAUGGGAGUGAGGAGUUUGCAAGGUUCUUAAGGAUUGCAGAAGAACUUCAAAGAGUUGAGCUAAGUAGAACAGCGAAGGAGGAAAGACUUGCUUUCUUUAUCAAUCUAUACAAUUUGAUGGCAAUUCAUGCAAUACUUGUGUGGGGUCAUCCUGAAGGAGCAUUGGAUAGAAGGAAAUUGUUUAAUGAGUUCAAAUAUGUUAUUGGUGGGUGUGCAUAUUCCCUUUCAGACAUCUAUAAUGGCAUAUUAAGAGGCAACCAAAGACCACCAUAUACUCUCAUAAAGCCCUUUGGUAUCUAUGAUAGACGCUUUAAGGUGUCUCUUCCCUAUGCUGAGCCUCUUAUACACUUUGCACUAGUUUCUGGAAAUCGAUCUGCCCCUGCUCUUCGAUGCUAUUCUCCUAAAAACAUUGAUGUGGAAUUGGUGGAGGCUGCUCAUGACUUCUUACAAAGUGGGGCAUUUGUACUUCAUGUGGACUCCAUGACAAUAUCAGUUACUAAAAUACUCAAAUGGUACAGUGUGGAUUUUGGGAAGAAUGCAGUGGAGGUACUGAAACACGCUGCAAAUUACUUGGAAGUGGAAAAGACACGAACCCUUUUGGAAUUGCUUAAUAAGAGUCAGUUAAAAGUGGUAUAUCAGCCUUAUGAUUGGAGAUUAAACAGCUAACAUUACCUACUCAAUGUAAAACACUUCAGGUUAAAUACUACAUCCACCCAUCCUUUUUACUUAAAAAAAAAUUCACUGCAUAAACAACUCUCGUGACACCCCUCCUUUUCUUGAUGAGUGGGCCACGUCAUGAGGGCUCUGUUGUAAGUUGUUGUUAAAUUGUUUUGGGGUACGUUUGUUACACAUGGUAUAUAACAGAACAGAACAGAACAGGUUGUGGUUGUACUGUAUUUGACAUGCAUUGGACUCAGACAGAUGUGAAUAGGACAAAAGUUGCAAUUUUUUGUCCCAUCUCUUGUCACUUUUAAUGAUUACUACAUUAUAUUUUGAAAAAAUCUACCCUGUCCUAGAAUUGCCAUCUAAAUACCAAGCAAUUUUCAUUGCUAUGAUUGUGUAGAUUUGUAAAAAAAAAAAAAAAAAAAAAAAAAGUAAUUGGGUAGAUUUUUCAAAGUACAAUGCCUUAAUUAGAAAGUAAAAUGAAAAUACAAUAUUGUUAUAGAAAAUGAAAGUAGGGUGCUAUAAUAAACAGAUAAAUGAAGGUGCAUUGCUAUUUCUUACAUUUAGCCCUUUAUCAUGUAUUCUUAUAUCAAUAUAGUUUUUGGGUACAAUCCUUUUGUUCAUUGUAGAAUCAGAAUCGUGAAAUCCAGAGAAAUAUAUGUUUAUAAUAAUUUGUAUCUCAAAAAGUUAACUCUGGAAGCUCACUUAUAAUAGAUUCUUUCUUUUUGUUACUAGCAAUGUGUGCGUGUUAUUCCAAAAGGUUGCAAUCAUUGUCUUGACAAUUGUAAAAGGAUAGCUUUAUUUACUUUCUUCAUAUUAUUAAACACUUGUAUCAAGUAAAUGUUUUAAGAUUUAGUAAUUGCACAUGCUCUCCUCGAGAAUGGUUAAUUGUUUAGUUUAAAGUAUUGAUUUCCUGGUUA